Molecule: messenger RNA, 4469 nt
Organism: Tachysurus fulvidraco (yellow catfish)
Lineage: Eukaryota; Metazoa; Chordata; Actinopteri; Siluriformes; Bagridae
Gene: spred2b
Product: sprouty related EVH1 domain containing 2b
Exons: 6
Coding region: 782-2029 (415 amino acids)
Biological process (GO): multicellular organism development; negative regulation of MAPK cascade
Cellular component (GO): membrane
Molecular function (GO): protein kinase binding
Source: RefSeq, a predicted model, not a curated record
CCACUUCUUAGAUGAAAUUAUAGUUACUACGUAGGCGCUGCGAUUGGCAUUCGUUUUCAGCAGGGUUGCUACAGUAAAGUAUUUGCUAUGGUUAUAAUUUUUAACCUGUAAUCGAUCAGCUGAUGUAAUGUUCGGGUGCCUAAAGCAGGGGAUUUGUACAAAAUAGCACUUUUAACUAGUGGGUUAAGUGGUAGAUAACACCACGCGAUUCUAUCUGAAGCAGACGUGAGGGCUUGGAGCCUGAAAGUCGUUGAGACUCAGUCGAAUGGGGUGCGAUGUGACGUCAUCACUUCCGCCCUGCUCGCGCUGUGCGUCUGCUCGCCUUCUCUUCUGCACACAAUCCAACAUGGAGUAAUGAGAGAUGGGGCUCGUACGGGGCCACCCUCAGCAACAUCAACCGCGCAUUUAGCACCACAGCCGGGUCGGAAUACAUGCAUGUGCUCCUUACGGGAAAAAUAAACAAGCGUUUUUCACUCUCGUCUGCGGAUUUGGCGUUUUCUUACCGUUUUCUCACCGUUUUCUCACUGUUUUCAUCAGCAAAUGGUUCGAUCCGGAGGGAAAAAAAUCCAAAAGAGCCAUCAGGGACGGAGGGACGAAGAGGAGAACACAAACAAACCGAAUACAAAAAAGGGCUAAAUAAUAAUUGUCAGUAGUAUUGCGAUAUGUGAGAGAUUUAAUUUUGGGGGAAAAAAGAAAGAAAGGAAAAAAAGGGUGGAGAGAAAAAAUGACGAGCCAAAAGAAUGCACCCGUAUUGGGAUUUUGUGCGAGGUGAAAAGAGAAAAUGAUUGAAGAAACACACCCAAACGAUGACAGUUACAUUGUACGCGUCAAAGCGGUGGUAAUGACCCGGGAUGACUCGAGUGGGGGUUGGUUAGUGCAAGAGGGUGGAGGGCUCAGCCGAGUCGGCGUCUGUAAGGUGACGCCAGUUGAGCUGAGCGGCCACUGCGACUUCCUCAUCCACGGAGAGCGUCUCAAAGACAAGCAGGUGGUUCUGGAAUGUUUUGUGAGGAAAGAUCUUAUCUACACCAAGGCCACACCCACGUUUCAUCACUGGAAGGUUGACAACAAAAAGUGUGGCCUCACUUUCCAGAGUCCUGCUGACGCCCGUGCUUUUGACCGAGGUGUACGGAAAGCCCUGGAGGACAUAACAGAAGGUUCCACAACUUCCUCUUCAACACUCCACAAUGAAGCUGAACUCGGAGAUGAUGACGUCUUUACAACAGCCACUGACAGCUCAUCCAACUCAUCCCAGAAAAAGGAGCAGGUCAUGCAGCCACUGACCACCUCCACCUUCUACGAACCCCACCAGCAUCACCAUCACUACAUUCUGGGUCACUUCCAUGAGCAGUACAGAACCUCAGAGCGCUACUUUCUGGACCAGGCAGCACCGAGGUUGGCGCGGCGUGUGAGCUUCCUAGAUGAGGAGGAGGAGGUUGUGCGCAUAAACCCACGCGAGCGUGCUUGGCUCUCAGGCUAUGAGGACUACCGGCAUGCAGCAGCACGUGCUCAGGGUCUCGACUCAUAUGUGCACUUCGCCAAAGGGGAUGCACCAACCAAGCAUGACUACAGUUAUCCGUAUGCACAGGGCUCAGAACUGAGCAAGGGCCCUCGCAGAGAGGGUAGAGCUGUUGUUUCACAGCCAGUUAGCUUCAAACACAAGGACGAUGAGGAAGAGGGUUUGGGUGAGAAGCAACAUUGCGUCUACUGUGGCAUUUUUUUCCGGCAUGAGGAGAACGGCCGUGGUCGCUGCCCUGAUGCUCCAGACCCGGCACGCUCAUGCAUCCGUCGUUUCAGCUGCAUGUGGUGUGCAGAUAGCCUGCUCUACCACUGCAUGUCUGAUCCAGAGGGCGAUUAUUCUGAUCCCUGCUCGUGCGACACGGCUGACGAACGUUUCUGCCUGCGUUGGCUUGCCCUGCUCGGUCUUGCGCUGCUCGCGCCCUGCCUCUGCUGCUACCCGCCACUGCACGCCUGUCACCGAUGUGCCGUGGCCUGUGGCUGCUGUGGUGGAAAGCACAAGGCCUCUGCAUGACCCCUGAUGCUGAACCCACCCAAAGUAUCACAUGUUGACCGCACCCAGAUAAAUGGUGCACAUUGAGGAAGGCAUCAGGAGGCAGGAAGAAAGUUCAUCGUGUCUUUUCAGUUUCUUUUUUUGUCUGCCUCAAUUCCUUCUCCAGACAGACGAAAAGAACAAAAAUGGUGCAUUUAAAAUGGCUUGAAUAUUUUUUCUUUUUUAUAUAAAUAUGAAUAUAUAUAUUAUAUAAUAUGAAUAUUAUAUAAAUGUCUGCGUGCGUGCGUGCGUGCGUGCGUGCGUGCGUGUAUGUGCGUUCCCGUGUAUGUUUCCUUUUCUCAUCUUCUGGACGUUCUCUUCAAUGAAAAACAAAAAAGGCUCUUGGUUUUUUUCAGGUGGCCCUUUAGGAGCCGACUUGUUAAGCAUUACUUAUGCAGGUACUUUAUAUUUUUACACUGAGUUUAAUUUCAAGAACUUGAAUUCUUUAUUUUUAAUGGUGCGUGCAUUCGAUUGCAAAAUCAGUUGUUUCAUUUUAAGUUUGUUCGCCAUGGCCAGCUAGGUAAGUUUGUAAUCUGUCUUGAAACCCUUAAAAUUUACUAAAUAAUAAGAGUGAGAUUAGCUCAAGACACUAAACCUGUAGUGAGGUUCGCAGUGUGUGUGUGUGUGUGUGUGUGUGUGUGUGUGUGUGUGUGCGUGAAAUAGUGCAGAAGCCUGCAUGUGUGUUGUAAAGGAAUGAGAACAUUGUAUUACAGCAUAGUAUUGUCGUUAUUGUAUUUAAGCCAAAUUUACAUAAGCUGCAGUGUGAGUAUAUGUAAAUACUGUAUACUCAUAUGUAUAGGUUUAAAAUUGAUCAUUAUGUCCACAACCACAUUUGUGGAAUUUUUACUUUUUGUUGAUAAGAAUAGUGGAUAAGUGGAUAAUCUUUUAAAUGACCAUGAUGGAUAUCCAAAGAUUGUUUUUUUUUGUUUGUUUGUUUUGUUUUGUUUUGUUUUUUGAUCAUAUUUAUUUUCCUAGUCCAAUUGAAUCACCAGCCAAAGGGAGAAGAAAAUAUGGACAUAGAGUUUGAACUGGAAGCCUGGUCAUAUGUGAGAGUUAGAAGGAGUCCAGUUGGAACAGUGUAUAACACAGAUAUGCUUGGACUGAAAUGCAUAACACGUAUCUGUUUCCCGUCUCUGACAUGUGGCUAUUAACACUUUAAAACUAGUGGAAAAAGUUUUCUUUUUCUUGUUUUCAAAGCAAAUCCUGCUCUAUAGGAAGCUUAAAAGAACAGGACAUCUAUUAAAGGGACAUUUGCCAAAAUGAUCUCUAAUGUUACUCAAAGCCUUAAUUUUGGUUAAAACAAACAAAAAAAGUGAUGGCAAUUUCAUUGUGUCUGCCACGACGUUUACUCACAAGACAGACGCAUCUUUGUGAGUUCUUUUAAAUCAAGAGAAAGUGAAGACUAUUUUUGUAAUCUAUCAGAUAUGAUCACUUCAAAUGAGCCUUUUUUUAAAUUAAGAGAAUGUGUUUAAAAAUGUAGAAGGACAUGGUAGGGAUAAAUGGCAUCGUACAAUCUGUGACGCAGCUCCGGUACGGCUGUAUAGUCCGUCUCGGACAUUAGAUCCUGUUCAACCUCAUGAUUGACAUUGAAAUCAUCCAGUCACUGUUCGUCUAAAUCGUGCAUUGAAGAAAAUGCUGUCUGGUUUAGCUAGGAAAGCUGUAUGUGCACGAUUGUGUCUUUGAAUGUACAUGGCUAAUACUAAUGUCUGUGUUUAAACCGUAACAUUCGACCUGCUCCUGGGAGCGACAGUCUCACUCAGAGUGUGUGGUGUUUAGUACAUUACAAACACAAAUGUGUCUCAUUGAAAAUGUAGAUUGUCUGUCAGUACAUGGAAGGUUCGGGAGAGGAGUGUCACUGUAUCCUUUAUCCACAGCACAUCCUUUUUGGCUCUCCAUCAGCUUUGGCAAUACUGAAUAAACAUCAUCCUCUUCACUCAGAGCCCGGGAUACCUGUGGGUUAAAACACAACAGAAAAAAUAAGUGAAGUCUGUACGUCUGUCACAGUGCAGUCUUGCUACUACACACAUUAUACAUGUUUUAAAAAGUGCCUGAAGCAUAUUGUUAUUCUGUCUCCUUGUAUACUAAAAAGCAAGACGAAAUAAACCCUAUUGUAUUGAUUAGUUUUGUUUUUUACAAUAAGAAUUUUUACCUCUGUAAAAAGCAAAAAAAUCUAUAUCAAGUGUAUGAUGUACAUUUUUAUUUCUAUUAAUUUCUUUUUUUAUUGUUUCUAACAUGUAUGUUUCAAUGAAGCUCUUUGCUUUUCAGAGGACAAAAGAAAGACCGAAAGAAAAAGAUGGAAAGAAAGAAAAAGUACUUUGUAAAUACAGGUAGAUCGUGUCAGAACUAUCAGAAGUGUGGCCUGGCCAGUAAGUAGUUCUACAUGUGUGUCCUAGCUCCCAAUAAAAAUAAAACAGAAAUACAA